This is a messenger RNA of Artibeus jamaicensis (Jamaican fruit-eating bat), 6552 nucleotides long. It is a transcript of the gene ANKRD16, whose product is annotated as ankyrin repeat domain 16. Gene Ontology annotation, molecular function: protein binding. The transcript has 7 exons. The record is from RefSeq and is a predicted model, not a curated record. Bases 653 to 1744 code for a protein of 363 amino acids. Lineage: Eukaryota; Metazoa; Chordata; Mammalia; Chiroptera; Phyllostomidae.
GGAAACUUUCCCAGAGUUCCUCCGAGCUCUCGGGGACUUACGGAGGGGCGGUGGAGCUGAGGUUGCUUUCGGUUUAGUGAGGGAGGGGCCGUGGGUCGGGAACUGCGGAGCCCCACCCCAUCUCUGGGGCGGCGGUGGCUCCCGGCUGGCUCCUUCACAGGUGUCUCGUGGGCUCGGAGCUGCCAUCCAGCGGGCCCGGAUCGGAGCUCUUCACUAGUGCGGAUACCUAACUUACCCGCUUCCGUGGAGGAAGUCAAAUCCCAGGCUGGCCCCACUACGACGCAGAGUGAGAGCGGGCCCAGACGGGCGCCAGGCAGCACGGGCCCAUCUCGGUGGGUUCGACAGCAGCAAAACACUAUCCAGUGUUUUGCCCCAAAAUGAAAUCUUUUGCCUUACGAGCGGCAGCUUCCCUAAGUGCCGCGCGUCCUCGAACACGGUUUUGUCUGCACCUGGAGCGUGCAUUAGCAGCGACCUGCGAGGCAAGUUUGCAGAUGCACUAAACACCCAGCCGAGGGAAGCGCGGUCUCUCCCCUACCCCACUCCCGAGUGGGGUCCAGAGUGAGAAACGGACACCUGGGUGGUGUACAGUACGCCCACCCCACACGCAGGUCAGGUCAGGGGACUCUUGACACCUCGUUAGGCCCCGGUGACCAUGGCGGCGCCCAGGGACCCCAGGCGGCUCUUCAGGCUGGUGCAAGAAGGCCAACUGUGCAUCCUGCGGGAGGAGCUGCAGAGACUUGGGGGCGCUGGUUGCGCGGGGCUGGCUGGCGACACCUUGCUGCACUGCGCCGCCCGCCAUGGGCAUCGGGACAUUCUUGCUUGUCUGGCCGAGGACUGGGACUUAGACAUCGAGGCCGCCAACCGAGACUACAAGCGGCCUCUACACGAAGCUGCCUCCAUGGGCCACCGAGACUGCGUGCAGUACCUGCUGUGCGGGCGAGCCAUGGUCGACUGCCUGAAGAGGGGUGACUGGACUCCUCUGAUGAUGGCUUGCACAAGAAAGAAUCUUGGGGUGAUCCAGGACCUUGUGGAACAUGGUGCAAAUCCACUUCUGAAGAACAAAGAUGGCUGGAACAGCUUCCACAUUGCCUGUCGAGAAGGUGACCCUCAAAUCCUCCAGUACUUACUCACCGUAUGCCCAGAUUCCUGGAAGACAGAGAGCAAAAUUGGCCGCACUCCCCUGCACACGGCAGCAAUGCAUGGCUGUUUAGAGGCAGUAAAGGUGCUUCUUCAGAGGUGUCAGUAUGAACCAGACUGCAGAGACAAGUGUGGCCUCACACCCUUCAUGGAUGCGAUUCAGUGUGGGUAUAUCAACAUAGCCAGGCUGCUCCUUGAAGAACAUAAGGCUUGUAUUUCUGCUGAGGAUUCCCUGGGGGCCCAGGCUAUACACAGGGCAGCAGUCACUGGGCAGAAUGAAGCCAUCCGAUUCUUGGUCUCUGAACUUGGCAUUGAUGUCGAUGUGAGAGCAACAUCAACCUACCUCACAGCACUUCAUUAUGCAGCUAAGGAAGGACAUGUGAGCACAGUUCAGAUGCUGGUAUCCUUGGGUGCUGACAUCAACUCUAAAGAUGAAAGAAAUCGAUCAGCCCUGCACCUGGCCUGCGCAGGUCAGCAUGUGGCCUGUGUCCAGUUUCUUCUGCGGUCUGGGCUGCGGGACUCUCCAGACAUCACGGGCACCCUGGCUCAGCAGCUCACACGGAGUGCAGACAUCCUUCGGUGCUUCGGCCACAGUGUGACAGCAUGAAGCUGUUUCUAAACAAAGGCAAUAAACUCAUGGAAACUUCUCCUGCUGCUUAGACUUUACCAGGUUCAGUGAAAUCUCUGCCCUCCCUCACCUACACUUUCCACUGCGUCUGAGAUUCACAGAAGAUGUGGCCACUGGCUGCCUAGCUGUGGGCAGGCACACUCAGAAUCCCUCCUUACCUGCGUCUCAUCGUGGCCUUCAAGUAGACUUGGUGUUCGUGAAGUCAGUGUCUGGGCUCCUUAGAGAAGCAUGUAAUGUGCGUGAGUAUAAUACAGUAUACAUACUUUUCUAUAUGUAUGUUCGUAUGUGUAUGUGAAAUGUUUUAUAGUAAAUAUUAUACAGUUAGACAAUAAUAUUAAAAAUAUAACAGAUUGCUAUUAGCUUGAACCAUAAAUAAUUGGCCUGUUUACUUUCUUUCAUAGGCAUUUUCUUGGUUGUUACAAUGGUUUUAGUUUUGUAGCCAGAAAAGAAGUGCUUAUAAUAUUUUAUUUACACAGACAUUUGCAAGGAAUCAAUUAACACAUUUCUAGAUUCUAAGCACUGCUAGUUAAACUAUGCUUUGAUCUUGAGGUUAUUAUUAUUUUUUUAUUAGACAAGUUCAGUAUUCAGUCCCUUAGGAUAAUAAAUACACCUGAAAAAUGCAUCUAAGAUACUUGCAAGACUUUUCUGUUACCUCAGUUGAGGAAUGGAGUUUGUUGUUAAAGCCUGCAGGUCACAUUUGUCCCAUGCCACCUGCCACUGAAGCCUGUGAUUGUGAAGGAAUGAACACUUGACGUUGUACCUUUUAAAAAAUUGUAGCAAUUUAAACAUAUUAAAAAUAGGAUGAGUCCUCAGGCAUUUGGACUCUUCUUUUUUGGGGGGUAGGGAGGAUGAUUUUCUCUGAAUUUUGGAGGAUAGCAAUUAGUCCAAGUCAAUCUGUGGAAAGAUCAACUGCAUUCAUCACAAGCAAGGCCUAAUCCACAGAUUCAGUGUAAUCCCUUAAGAGCUUGUCACAUACCCAGCUAUUCUCAGUGAUGUGCUGGGCCAGGUGAACAGCCAGAAAUUCCAGUUCUUUAUUAUGCCCAGAUGGUACUGGCUGAGUCUUGUACCCAACAAUCAGGUUAAACAUCUGGCAGUAACAUAACUUGAUUGUAUAAUCUUGUGACCUCUAUGUCAUACACAUCACAUCUUCGCUGAUUCAAGCUGCAGUCACAGCGGCUUCAGAGAUGUCUGUGCCUCUGCCCCUGGGGUAUGAAGACGGCCCUGUUAUGUGCAGGCGGGAUGGCAGUUCAGUCUGGUGCUGGCUUCCUCAUCCCCUCAGCGUAUAUGUGAAGCUGCUGUUAAUUUGCAGUGACUACGUGUGAGACCGUUCACAGAUGCAGCUUUGCUUCUACUGUACCCACUCGUACUAGUUCCCCACCGGGCAGCAGUGAGGGAAUAUCUAGUUACAGGUUUGUUCCCAGGAGUUCCAGAGGUGGCAGUAAUGACGAUAACAUUAACUGUGGCAGAUAGUAGUGACUAUACAAUAACCACCUUACUGUAAUAAUGUAUUAAGAAUGCUAAUGACAAUAGUGAUAAUAAUUAACAUUACUUCCUACUUCUAGUUAUAGGUACUUUUCUCAGUUCUUUGAGUCUUAAAAGUCACCUCAGUGAGGCCCCCCUAAGCCACCCACUCUAAAAUUUUGUUGCCUUCAGCAUUUUAUAUCUCCUUAGUUUUUUUCUCCUUCAUGAUUACCACUAUCAAGUAUAUUAUAAAUUUUGAGUUACUUCAUCUUGUUUCUUGUCUGUCUCCCCACUAGAAUGUCAGCUCCUUGGGCAGGGCUUUUGUCUCUCUUGCUUACUCACUUAAUCUGCAGACCCAGAACAGAGCCCGGCACAUUGUAAUGUUUGACAUUAUAUGAUCAACAAGUGAAUGGUAUCAAUUCAUGUUUCUUGAACACUUACUAUAUCCUAGAUUCUUUGCCAAGCACCUUACCUAGAGGGUCUCAUUUUACCCCUUGGCCCUUGCACAAUGCAGCCCCUCCUGUUUAUUGUUCCUUCCCAACCAUCCUUUCUCACCCAGAAUCCCUUAGAGGGGCUACCCUCGGUUCCAUCAACUCAUAGGCACUGCUCAGCUUGCUGCGGUCCAGCCUAGCUGCUACUCUGUGCAGGGCUUUUCUCUAUCAGGUUACCAGAGACUUCCCAAUAACCAAAUCAAGUAAUACAGUUUUAGCCACGUUACUGAUCCAUUCAUUUUAAUUAUUCAUCACUCCCACCUUCUAGAAGUGUGUUCUUCUCACCUCCAAUAGCAUUCUCCUGGGAUUUUCUUUCUAACUGUUCCUUUUUCAUCUCCAUAAUGUCCUGUAAAUGCUAGUGUGACAACUUCUGUCUCCAACUCACUGUUGUUCAUAUUCUGCAUAUGUUCCCAGAGCCAUCUCAUCCAUUCUCCUCAUUUCACCUGAACCCUAAUGCUGGUGACACUCUAGUCUCUAACCUUUAUUUUCCACUGCCUGCUGUACAUUUUUUGCACAGAUAUUCUAAGACUGUCCCACACUCAAUUCAUUCAAAACCUAGGUUUCCUCUUAACCUGUUUACAUGUGUGCCCAUGUUCACUGCCUAACUUGAUGACACUGCAAGUCACCCAGUCACCAAAGUUGGAAACCAGGAAUCUGUAACUCUUCCUCCAGCAGGAAGCCCUGCUUAGUCUAUUCCACCCCAGCCCUACUAAGACUCCCUGAUUCAAGCCUUCAGACUCUUGUCCAGACCACUGUUGUGGCAGCUUUUUAACCAUUCCUCCUAUUCUCAGUCUUGUUCUCUUCAAAUCCGUCCUCCACACAGCUUCGAGCUCCCACUCACAUGACCAAGCGCACUGAGCUGCAGGUGGCUCACCAAGUCUCCCCUCCAGAGAACACACCUGCACACUCACCAAGAUUUUCAGCACCCUGAUACAGAGUCACUUCCUCAGAGCUUUUGGCUGGUCCUGGAAGAGCACCUGAUCCACUGCGACAGUCUGUUCCUGGGACUGAUCAGGCCGAAGUCCUGAGGAGAGAUACAAAUCAGUAAGAAUGGUAAAUAUUUGAAAAUAGCCAGGACUGACAUGUAUCAAUUACCAAGAAAGUAUUUACAAGACAAAAAUAGAAAAGGAAGGAACUUCCAGCCAAGAUGGAGGUGUAGGUAGACACACUGUGCCUUCUCACAACCAAAAGGACAACAACAAAUUUAAAAACAAAAAAACAACCAGAACUGACAGAAAAUUAAACUGUAUGGAAGUCUGACAACCAAGGAGUUAAACAUUCAUCCAGACCAGUAGGAGGGGCAGAGACAGGCAGCUGGGUAGAGAGGACUCUCAGCAAGGCAGCAGCUGGCAGACUGGGUGGUCCCACAUUCACAUGCAGAUAAACUGGGAGGAACAACAAGGGGGCGGGACAGACUGAGCAGGGUUCCAGCACAGGGAAAUAAAGCCUCAAACCUCUGAUUGAGAACACUGUGGGGGUUGAGGCAGCAGCAGGUAAAACUCCAUGCCUCACGGGAGAGUUCAUUGGAGAGACCCACAGGGUCCUAGAACGUACACAAACCCACCUACCCAGUAAUCAUCAGAAGAGCCCAAUUUGCUUAAGAGAAGAGGGGGAAGUAACUGAAAUCCAGCAGAGAGUGGAGCAAGCUGCAUUGUUCCCUCUCUGUCCCUCCCCCCACAUACAGCAUCGCAACACAGCAACGUGAGUUGCUCUGCCCUAGUGACACCUAAGGCUCCACCCCUUACUACAAGACAGGCGCACUGAGAUGAAAAAAAAUGGCCCAACUGAAAGAUCAGUUCAAAGCUCCAGAAAAAAUACAACUAAGCGAUGAAGGGGUAAGCAACCUAUCAGAUGUACAGUUCAAAACACUGGCAAUCAGGAUACUCACAGAAUUGGUUCAAUAUGGUUGCAAAUUAGAUGAAAAAAUGAAGGCUAUGCUGAGUGAAAUAAAGGAACCAACAGUGAUCAAUGGUGUGGACCAGAAGGAAGAAAGAAACAUUCAACCAGAACAGAAUGAAGAAACAAGAAUUCAAAAAACUGAGGAAAGGCUUAGGAACAUCCAGGACAUCUUUAAAUGUUCCAAUAUCUGAAUCAUAGGGGUGCCAGAAGGAGAAGAGGAAGAGUGAGAAAUUUAAAACUUAUUUGAACAAAUAAUGAAGGAAAACUUCCCUAAUCUGGCAAAGGAAAUAAGUCCAGGAAGUCCAGGAAGCUCAGAGUCCCAAAGAACUUGGACCCAAGGAAGCACCCACCAAGGCACAUCAUAAUUACAUUACCCAAGAUUAAAGAUAAGGAAAGAAUCUUAAAAGCAGCAAAAGAAAAGGAGACAGUUACCCACAAAAGAGUGCCCAAAGACUGAGCUGAUUUCUCAAAAGAAAUCUUGCAGGCCAGAAGGGGCUGGAAAGAAGUAGUUGAAGUCAUGAAAGGCAAGGACCUACAUCCAAGAUGACUCUACCCAGCAAAGCUGUCAUUUAGAAUGGGAGGGCAGAUAAAGAGCGUUCCAGAUAAAGUCAAGUUAAAGAAGUUUAUCAUCACCAAGCCCUUAUUAUAUGGAAUGUUAAAGGGACUUAUCUAAGAAAAAGAAGAUAAAUAUAAAGGGUAAAAUGACAACAAACCCACAGUUAUUAACAACCAAACCUAAAACAAAAACAAAUGAACUAAGCAAACAACUAGAACAGGAACAGAAUCAGAGAAAUGAAGAUCACAUGGAGGGUUAUCAGUGGGGGAGCGAGUGGAGAGGGGGGAAAGGUACACAGAAUAAGUAGCAUAAAUGGUAGGUGGAAAAUAGGGGGAGGUUAAGAAUAAUAUAGGAAAUGUAGAAGCCAAAGAACUUAUAUA